AUGAAUGUUCUUGCUUUCAACAAUUUGCACAAAUCGCAGAUUCUCAAGAAAUGUAUUGAGCAUUUCCUGGAAGAAUCUAAUGACUCUGAUUCUACCGAGACCAAAAUGAAGAAAUUAAAUGAAGCUGUGAAAAAGGCUAACAACUUUGUCGAGCUGCUAAUGGAUGAUCAUGGACGCAUUCUCUCAAUGAAAGAUGUUGCAAGUGUUUUUAAACCUGAAGAUCUUGCAACACUUGACCUCCCAAGAGAAAAUAAAGAACUUCGUCAGUUUUAUAAAUUGAAAUAUGGUAAUAAAAUACAUAUUGAUGUCACGGAGAAGCUGACAACAUUUCUGGAACUAGAUUAUGUUUGCAAGCAAAUUAGCAGUGUAUACAAUGUCUGUUAUAACUAUGGACUGAUAAAGUGCUUAGAAGAUCCUGUCAUGCGUCAUCUUUUGAAUCUUUCUGAAGCUGUAGAUAGGGGAAAAUUGGUAGUUCUGAUUGAAGCAAAGGAACAUGUAGACUUUGCUAGAACAUCAUUUGAGAUAUCAACAGGAAUUAGUCUAAUUGAUCAUCCCUUGUUUGUCUUGUUCUCACAUUUGGAAAAAGGCUGCCCACUUUAUAACUUUGCUUCUGAACGUGGCUAUGGCUCAGAGGCAGGUAUGGACACUUUUAUGCAAGAGCAUAGCCUUGUGACAGCAGACCUUCUGUUUGAGGAGUUCCAUGAAGAUGUACUAGCAAUGCUUAUAGCUGCUAUGGAGCUUGUCAUUCCUUUCUUUGAUAAAACCUGUAAUUUAGUCGAGUUAUGGGAGAACAUUCGAAAACUUAAAAAUGUCGAGGCUGCUAUUGCUCAGUUGUUAACAGUUAAUGGAAAUAUUGAUUAUGUAAGAAGUUGGUUCAAUCAGGCUAAUGGACAGGCUCAGGAAAAUAACGAAAUGAUCCUUCGAGCUAUUUUGAAAUCAGGAAGUUACUUUUUUAAUUUUUGCAGAGGUAGUCAAGUGGAGCUUACACUUGAAUUCCAAAUGCAUUCCUUAAUCUCAAGGCAGAGAUCUGAAGAACAGCAGUCUCUCUCAGUUCAUCAGCCAUCAGCCAGAGUCUUGUCAUUUAAACAAAUGGAGGCAUUGUCUCAGGAACUUGGUUUUAUGAAACUGAAGCAAGACUCAGAAGCAGAAAGGAAUGUGAGGUGGUUUGAAUCAUACAAAAUUUUUGCUACAAAGUUGCUCACUUGCUAUUCUGAUCUCCAAUACAACGGUCAUCCAGACUACAAGAACCCACCUACUAAGCAAUUCACACUGUUUGAAACCCAGGGGAGCUUUUCAUGGACUAAGUUAGAAGCAGAGGUUAAAAAAUGUAGCAAAGAAAAAAAGGAGUUUGUUGAAGAAAUGGUGGAGUAUAGGAAAAAGCAUCAGCUUCUUUCAUACAUUAAUACUUUGAAGCUUAAAGUCAUUUAUGAUAGUCUUAUUGGCCUCAAGGAUAUUGAUAAUCUUCUUAGAGAUGUUGGUCUGUUCCUUAAGCUGGAUGUUAACUCUCACCCUCAAUUAUAUAGAUGUCUUGAGGCACCAUUCUGGGAUAUUCCUCUUAUACAAGAAGCUAUUGAUCGCAGAGUAUCCAUUGAAGCUUCUAAUGAUUUUUCUGAUAAAUCAUUAAGUGCCUAUUCUCGUAAUGAUUCUGUGACUUCAGUGGACGAGGAAUCACUCAAAAGAUCAUUAAAAAAAUUUGAUGAGAUUUUUCCUGUUUUUGCUCUCCUUGGCAAAAAAACACAACCUCCAUCACUUUACGAUGUUAGCAGCAGUGGAGUCCAGUUAGUCUGUAAGUAUCUCAAGGGAUAUCACGACAAGAACUUGGAUCAUCUUAUGAAACGUGAUAACAAGAUAAUUAAGAUUGAUAAAAUUAUUGGUGAAGUAAAACCAGAUGAGUGCCAUGAGCUUAUUGAGCAGCACUUGCCCUCAACGGCAUCUGGUAACCAGUUGAUGACAACAAUUUACCUCAAGUAUAUGGAAAGGCGCUGCCGUUUUAUGGAGGAUAGUGUCUUUUUUCAAAAUAACGUUGGACUUCCUUACCCAGUUGUUGAUGAUGAUGGUAAUAAGAUUGGGGAAUGUAACACAGCUAAAUGGAGAUCAAAUGUAUUUGAUAUAAUGCUACAGGAGGUACCGAACUUUUGCAAACUUUCGAUGUCAUGGUCUUCAAAAUGUCACAGACAACUUAUUUAUGAUGUUGGAAAUGGUGGAGGCACGUUUAAAUUAUUUUGUUCAAAUCCAGAAGAAUUGUCUGAUAAAAAACUGGAACAGUUAAAAAGUAUUGGCAUUAUUAUACCACCUGAUAGAAUACGCCUCAGCACAAAAAUGUUUCACGAGUACCUUUCAUUUGCUUUGAAUGUAAGGAAAAAUGAAAAGGGUGAAAUUGCUCUAAUAAAAAAGAAGAAGUAUGUUCUCACAAAGGAUUUUGUUCACAAAAUGCUAAACAUUCAUGAGAGGAAGGAGUGUGGCAUGCCAGUAGUAAUUGAAGGAGAGACAGGAGUUGGAAAAACAUUCUUAUUGGAACUUUUGUCAUCACUUUGGAAUCAUUCAUGGAACGAGCAGUUGACUCUACAGAGAAGUCGAAUAGAAAUUUUUUUCAAAGAGAAACUAUCCUUGCUUCAAAAAAAAGAUUCUCAUGAUGAAUCACAGAAAAAAGCUUUGGAAGAUGCUCUUUCACUUUUUACGGAAGAUCAUAAAUUUGAGACUAAUGUGAAAAGUGCUCUUAAUAUUAUUACUGAGCUACUGAAGUUUCAAGAUCCAUCAAACUCGACUGCUACUCUCUUUACUGUUCUGAAGAGCCAAUUUCAAGUUAACAUGUAUGAUCCUGUUAUAGCAAGUCUUGAAAUCCCACACGAACUGUGUAGAAAUGAUAGAGAAUUUAGUGAGCUCUUGAUUUUUGCACGGAGUACUUGUGAUGAAAAUACAAUGGCAGAAAUUGUUUGUGGCAUUCUUUAUGGUAGACUAAGGGAAACUUUUUAUAAAAUUAACAUUCAUUCAGCUAUGACUGCAAAAGAAGUUGAGAAUUUCUUCCGUGAUGUUCAAAAGCAUGCUGAGUCAUUGAACUCUUACUAUGAAAAUUUUAUUCAGCAUUCUCCUGAAUUAAAGACACUUUAUCAGAAGCCAAUUUUAACAGUAUUUUUAGAUGAAAUUAACACUUCAUGUUGCCCUGGUUUUAUGAAAGAGAUCAUCAUUGAUGGCACAAUAGAUGGAAGAUCUAUUUCUACUUCUGGAAACAUCUUCAUAGUUGCUGCCUGUAAUCCUCAUCGGGCCAAUAGUUUAGCAGUUGUUACCAAAUCAACUCAAAAGGAAAAAAAGGGCUGGUUUAAUCCUACAUAUUACGUUCAGAACCUUCCACCAACACUCAAGCUUAUAAUGUGGGAUUAUGGCCAAUUGCAAAAGGGAGAUGAAAAGGAAUACAUUAAGCAAAAGUUUCGUCUUGAAUAUGAAGACAUGCCUCAGCUCGAAUACUCCUUCCUUGCUGAGCAAAUAGCUAAAGCACAGGACCUUAUCCGAGCUUUUGCUUGUGAGAACCUUAUCCUAGAGGGUGUAAAUGAAGAAGAUGCUAAACUUUUUGCUCAGAGCACAGUCAGUCAAAGAGACAUUAAAAGAGUUUUUCAGUUGUAUUCUUAUCUCAAGAAAUGGUUCACAUGUGACACAAAAUAUGGACAAGAGUCUGAAUUUAGGAUUUCUGUUCGUGCAGUUUUUAUAUCAUUGGCACUAGUGUAUUAUUUUCGUUUGAGUGACGAAAUUAUAAAGUCUCAAAAAACAGUCCAACCUGGGGGAGAAGAAAGGAAAAGUUUUCGGAAGCGUUUUAAACAGAUCAUGCAUGAAAAACAUACCAUUGGAGAGUGUGGCAUUCCUGUAACUUUUAAUGAAGCAUUGUCUAAUGAGCUGACUUGGGUGUCUGAAAACAUAGAUUUACCCAAAGGUAUAGCUCCCACUGAGGCUCUUAGGGAGAAUGUUUAUGCUAUCAUAGUAUGCACAAUGACAAAGAUUCCAGUUAUUAUCGUUGGCCCUCCUGGUUCUUCAAAAACCCUCUCGUUUAAAAUUGUGGCAAAAAAUUUUCUUGGUACAAAAUCAAACAAGAAAAAGCUUGAGAACUCUGAAUUGUUUAGGAGUCUGGAUCCUCAGUUUUAUCAGUGUUCCAGGAAAUCGACAUCACAUGAGAUUGAAGUUGUUUUUCAGAGAGCAAUAACACGACAGAAGACCUUUGAUGAAGGAGGAAUCAAGAGUUUGUCAGUGGUACUGAUGGAUGAAGCUGGUAUUCCAGAAUACACUCAUGAGUCUCUAAAAGUGCUUCAUUACUUUUUAGAUAAUCCCAAGGUUUCAUUUGUUGGUUUAUCCAAUACUGUGCUGGAUGCUGCUAAAACUAAUCGUGCUAUUAGUGUAUAUAGAACUGAAGCAUCACACGAGGACUUGCUCCAGUUAGCUAGAUUCUCAUUCUGUCAUGGUCAACCUGAUGAGCGCAUUAAUGACAACAUGAGUAUCAUUGAGGGCUUUAUAAAGAUUUAUGAGCAAAUGAUGACUCUUCCAGUUUAUAAUAGUUUCUUUGGCCUGAGAGACUUUAUAUACUUUUUUACUGCUCUAAAUACCACUGGUCAGCAGAUAAUUUCACCACAGUCUGUCGUGAUGGCUCUUGAACAAAAUUUUAGUGGGACAAAUAAAUUUGAUGAACUUUUAAAAGCUUUCCUUGGAAUUAUUGGUUCUAAUCCCAGUCAACUACAGCAAAGGUCACUAGUUGAUAUAUUGCGCACUAGCUUUAUACGAAAGUCCCAAGACCUCAAUUCUGAAAACAAAAAUCGCUACAAGCUACUUAUUGAUAGCAGCGAGGACCAGUCGCUUGUCAGGCAACUUUUUAAUUUUGGUAUACUGAAAAGGAAUGAAACUAGAAUACUCUCUUGCUCUAAGCUACCAGGAGACAAUGACUCACAAAAGCUAUACACUGCAAGUGCCAUUAGGCAUUCUGUCACACAAGGUCACACUGUCAUGAUAUAUCAAGCUGAAGAAAUACAAGAAUGUUUCUAUGACCUAUUCAACCAGCACUUCACCUGCAUCAAUAGUACAAUAAAUGAAGGGGAGAAGUCUUACUACUCUAAUGUGGCUAUUGGUCCGGUCAUUAAACCAACUCGCGUCAGUCCAUUCUUUAACUGUGCCAUGAUUAUUAGUGAAUCUGAAGUGUCAGAAACUGAGAGACCUUUCCUUAAUCGAUUUGAAAAGUUUUCAUUGACUCACAAGGUUCUACUUAAGGAAUCUUUGUCCAAGCACAGUCAAAGCAUCAGAAAAUUUUUUGAUUGCAUGAGAAAUAAUAUUAUGAGUUUUGUUCAAAAGUGCAAUGAGUCUAGUUUUUAUGGGUUCACAAACCAAACUAUUGAUUCCCUUUUGCUUUCGAUUGUUUCUUUGUCUGAGGAGGAAACUGGUGGUAAUCGUCCCUUAAUAAAGCAAGAAUCAUAUGAAUGCAGUAACAAACCGCUUUCAGAUGAGGUUGAUUCUAAUGAAAAGCAUCAGUGCCAGUGCAAUACAGAUGUAGGAGUUUUUGUAAGACAAAUUGUUGACUGUUUUUCAGACAAGUUUGGAAUAGCUUUACCAUUGGGACAUUGUGAGGAAUUUAGUGAAUUAAUAGAGCAUUUAAAUCAUCGUGAAGAGGAAGGGUUCAAGGCAUUUUUUGAACAGUCCAAUGCAAAAGAACGAGAGGCUCUUGUUAAGAGAGAUAUUGAGUUUUUAAAUGAAGCAACGGUCUCCUUUAAUGAACAAGAGAAUUUUAUAUAUCAUUUACUGAGUAAAUUGAUGACCAUACAUUUUACCAAGCAACUCCUCUACCUAAUGACACCAGAAGCACUUGUCAUACACAGUGGAGAAAUAGAAAAUUACUAUAAAUCAUGCUAUCUUAUUCACCAACGCCAUUUUUCACUUACCAAUAUCAUUAAAUGUCAAAUGGAUGAAAACCAAAAGGCUAGUGUAGUCAGAAAGUUCCUUUGCUACACGCGAACAUCUCCAGUCCUUCUUGAACUUAUACCAGCACAUUUCUACAUCAAAUCAAGAACAGAAAAAGAAGAGAAAGAUCAGAAAUUGCUAGCUGAGUUUUUCAAGAUGGAUUCUGACCAAAUAUAUACGUUCAUAAUCACAAAAUUGACAAGUCAGGAGAAAUUGAAUACCAUUUUAAACCAGUUUUUCUCGUCUUCUUGUACCGUUCUCCUUCUCUCAGCUGACAUGAACAAACUACACAAAGACACCAUUAACCACACAAGGCUACUCAUUGAAGAAGCAGAGCUAACUCAGAAGGAGCUGAAUGCCAAUAAACUUAUCUUUCUCAUACUUCAUUUCCCUGCCAACAUGUUUUACUCUCAUUGCUAUCCUUCAAUAUUCCUAAGUGGUUGGAGACACAUCUACAUGGAUAUGAUUGGACAGACAAAAACGACAGCAAAUACAGAUGUGGAAGAGUGGCUUAAAAUCUGUCUUCUUCAAAGUGAUACAACAGAAACUGUAAAGCCUGUGAAGACAAAAAGUUUUGUACCAGAUUCUAUUUUGAACUUGUGGAUUGAAGAAUGGCUUCCCAUGAUUUCAAACAGCAUUCCUAUACAACGCAUAAAUGAUUUUCCUAAUGAGGCAGAUCCUAAGAAAUGUUGGAAAAAUCUUCUCUUUGAUUUAAAAGUUGACAGCGUGAUAAAGAAAAGAUUUAAUAGUUACUGGCAGAAGAGCACCAUGUACGAGUUGUCCCAUCAUGCAGCUAAUUAUGCAGUUACGUAUCAGUCCACCUGCACUCUUUCCAGUACCAUAGAAGCUACCAUACAAUCUAGUUUCAAGAAUUUUGUUUUGUACUUUUUGUUCAUGAUUAAUCAAAACAUGGCAAUGCACACCGUAAUGGGUCGAGGAGAAGGAGAAGAAAAAUUUGUAGGUCCUUUCCUUGAAAUACUUUCAGUUCUUCCACUUCCUAAAUCUCUUGAAGAGAUCAGGCUAGAGCUCACUGUUCUCAAUCAUCACAUAUUACUCUCUUAUGACAGAAAGAACAUUGUACCUCGCUUUCCAUUUUUUCCAGUUGUCUACAAAUCAAUAGAAGCACUCGUCAACAAGGCUCUUUGCUCUGUACUAGAGCCUCUAGAGCUAGUAGUGGCAGAAGAUGAGACAGAGCAAAAGUUAAAAGGAGUAACUUCGACUAGAACAAAAGAGGAAAUUGAACAAACAGUAAAAAUGAUUGCAAUAUUAAUCAAGGAAGAUGAAAGUAUCAUUAAAGUUGUGGUUGAAUUGCUGAAAGAUGUUCAACUUUGGGCUGGAUAUUUUAAUGAUGCAAUAACAAAGCAGCUGGACAGAACUGUUGGGAUAUUUUCUAAGAUUUGCCUGCAACAGCACCUGGCUCAUGUUGAUUCAGAUAAUGUUCCAUUGAAGUUGGCUCAACUGCAUUAUCACUUACGAGUUUCAUGGCUAGAUGCCGACUCACUUUCUUUGCUAAGAAUACUUGAUGAGUGCUCAGAAAUUAUGCCUAAGUACUCAAGCUUACAGCAAAAGUUAGAUCUCACUGAUGAAACAUUAGUGGUUCAGCACAUCAUUGAAAUACUUUAUGAUGGUCUUUUGAUUUCUUGUUCAAAUCCAAGCAGUGAUACUGGGUUAAAGAUGAAAAACCUUGGAAGUUUAUAUUAUAGAAUGAUGAACUUAUUCAAGCUCCAUUCCACAAGUGCAUUUUCUUCUCAGCUGAAGAGCAAGUGGAUCAUAUUGUGUGUUGCUUUUCCUGUUAAUCAUAUGAUAACAAUUGAUUCAAAAAACACCUUUACUAUUUCACCUGAAAAUUUUGUCACUGAAAUUACAAAGAGCCUAAAAGCUGAAAUUGAUUCUGGAAAUAUCAUUGGUUUGACUGUGUUGAUUGACACUGUUGUAUUCAGUGUCUUUAAGAAGAAAAACGUACUGGAUUUACUUCAUGAUCAAACCUAUUAUCCAACAUUACCUUUCUAUUCUAUCAUUGAGACCAUAAUCAAUCACUACAUAACGUUUUACUAUGAUGACAUCACUCCAGAGACAACGGCUUUUAUCUUUUCUAUUAUUGGCUUGGUUGUCAGUAAAUGCACAACUGAGAAAAUGAAGCGUACUGCAGCUAUGUAUAAGCAUCUGUUCUCUCUGUUAUUAUUGAAAGGGAGCAUUGACAGCAAUGCAGAAACAGAAGCAUCAGUUAAAAUGAACAAUGAAAAUAACCCUCUUCUUUUAUUUACUGCUAAAGUAAGGAUUGGCCUGUGUAAUGCUAUCAAUCAAGGAUCUGACAAAGAGUCUCCUUUAUCAUACGGAGUACCUUACUUCAAAUGCUAUCCCAAAAUGAUAUCACAAAGCAAGGGUGGGCUUCAACAUGUUUUGUGUGAUAUGUACUUUGAGACUAGUUCAGGCAGACUAUACAGGGAAAGCCACAGGUUUCAAGAGCUUGUGUCACAUUACCAGAAACUUAAUGGCUAUUCUGGUCCCUUGUCAAAGUUAGUUGUUGUCGAAAGACAAGUUGUGGUUCAUGUGACGAUUAAAUCACUUUCAAUUACUAUACUGAAGACUGAAAAUGAGAGACAAGUGUUGGCCGAUGCUUAUGAUGGCUUGAAUAGUAUGCUUGAAGAAAGUAACAACCUAGUUAUGAAAGGAAAAAAGGAUUUGACUGGCAAUGGCCUGAUCUUGCUUAUGAGGUUGUUCUGUGCUUGUAAAAGUGAAAGAAUGUUAUUCUCUAUGAUGACAACACAGUUUCAAUCAAAUCUUCAUGACUAUCAUUGCCUUCAACCGAUUCACAGAGCCCUCCCUCGAGAGAAUCUUUCCUCUAGAGAUGAGCUACCCCUAUUGUUGUAUUUGAAGGAUAAGCACUCCAGCAGACAUGCAAUAUAUACACAAAUUCACAGAUCAAUUACUUUUAUAAUCAAAUUCAAUGGCCAGAAAGGAGUGGAUGACCUUAUGAAAGUUGCUUUAGCUUGUUACAGUAACAAGACUUCUAAUGAUAAAACAAAAUGGACGUUCAAUAUGUCCAUUUUUAUUGCUAUAUAUAAGGAGGUUUUUCCAACUAAUGCAAGGGCUUUAGUAGUUAAAAGAGUAUUGCAAGAUAGUGUCAGUCAAUAUGUUGAUAAGGAUGUCUUCCUUCCCUUCUUAAUGUGGAUUGUUGACCCAAGCCAUGCUGGUACACCGUCUGAUAACCUGAAAGACUUCUUUGUCAGAAGUGAGGGGGACAAAGAGCAUGUGGAGUGCUUAAUGGAAUUGGCUGCAAUUUUGUUUGGUAAUGAAGAGAAUUGCUGUCAUCUUUGGGAACAUCUCUUUUCAACUCAGAAUAUUAAUCCUAAAUUUGUACCUGGAACUAUGGUGACUGGGAGUAAUGAUACUUAUUAUUUUGAUGUUGUACUUCCAACAAAUCAAACUUUUCGUUUUACAAAAAGGAAUAGCCUAACACGCUAUUCUGUGAUAUUUACUCAAUGGAUGAACUAUGGGCUACUUUGUCUUUCUAUUGCUGUUAAACCUCACAUUAUUAGGUCUUCUCCUUUUGAUCAGAAGCCCAAUAUUGUUUCACUGUGUCUUAAAAGGCUAAAAGAUUUAUGGGAUAUGCUAAUGACUGAGUUCAAUUUGUCACGUGAAGAAAGAAAAAGACUUGUCAGUAUUGGGAUUCAGAAUAUGUACACGGCAUUGAGCACUCUUAGAUUUGAUAAAAGCUGGAAAGCCUUCAAGCAAUUACCAGAUGAAGAUAAUCUUGCUCAGUAUGAGUGUAUUUUUCAUAAUGAAGUCUUUUUGCAAGCAUGGAGGUUGAUGAAGUCUCCUCAAAAGAAAUUUUCAACCUUUGGUAAUACAGUUGGUGAGGUGAUGAGGGAGUUAUCUAGGAGUGUUCCUGAGUUAAAUAUUUGCCCAGCCAAGAAUGGAUUCUUAUACUGCAUUCUAUUCUCCAAUGAUCUUUACAAUGUAGACUCAAAACUUUAUGUCCUCUAUCAGUUCCUCUUGAGACGUUCAGCACUAAAUACUGGUGCUCACCUCCUACCUGUUCUAAUAGAUCUUUACAAUUGGAUACACUCUCAAGCAUGUUACAUGGUUACAUUGGAUGUAGCUAAAGAUACUUUGACUUUAAAAGUCUUGACGUCAAUUCUUCAGCAACAUUUUCCUGACCAAGAGGAGAAAAGACUAGGCCAGUUGCGUCAAAUCAAAGAAAUGUAUGACCGCUAUGCAAUGCUUUCUUUAACUGAAGAAUCAAACUUGGAAACAUUUGGCACUGGAAUUACAUUUUAUGAUCUGGUGUCAACUGAAGAUGGGAAGAGUACACUGUACAGAAUCAUAAUUCAAAUAGUUGACAGUUAUAAUCAUUUCCUUGAGAUUGUUUACACUCAUUGUUCUACAAGCUAUCAUUUUGUGAACUACAAGCCACAGUUUAAGAUACCAAUCUGGGAGAUUACACAGCACACUUGCUCAUUUGGAGUAUCAGAGAAUUGUUAUGAUGUUAGUGAUUUACAGACUAUCAUUGAGAAAUACCAGUCAUUUGAUGUUGGUAUUAAUCUUUAUGAUAACUAUGAACUUGAUACUUCUAUACCACACAAUGUCAUGCCUGGGGCAUACUUUCUUAAAGGUAUUCAAAGUGAAAUUGUUCAAAAGUUCAUAGUGCACAAGCAGUUUGUGGAAAAGAAUGGGUUUUUAAAGCGUUUUGCCUUCAGUGAAUGCUCCACUUGUGAAGAAGUUCCUAGGGGACUGUUUUAUACAGCAACAUAUGGCUAUAAAGACACAGUAGAAAGGCUAAGUCGUUAUCCUUCACUUAUGGCUACACUGACAAAGAUGGAGCUGCAUGAAAUUGAGACUGUAUUUCAUUCUCUCUCUUAUGAUGGGCUUUUGAGUGUUUGUGGUGGCCUUUGCUUAAUAUUGAAGAUGCUACUAGAGAAAUCUAGCCAAGGAGAGACUGGAAUUGAUACACUCACAAUAAAAAGUUUUUUGAAUAAAUAUUAUAACAUUAAGAUUGAUGACGUUGGUAUUUCAUUGUGUGCUGCUGAUAAAAUCAGAUCAGGACUUCUUAUGAACCAGUACAACAAUUUGUCUGAGACUCAUGUUGCACAUGUGAAAGAUAUAUCUGAGUUGUUCCAUGAAUGGGUUAAGAUUGGCUUUUAUGACUUCAGUCAUCUUCCUUUUGAUCUGAAAGUUAAUCUAAAUGGAAAAGAAGAAAUAUUGGAGAAGAUUGAAAAUGAAGAUGAAGAUACUGUUAAAAAUGCUAUGCAUCAAUUAUUUGCAAUGGAGAGGCUAAUAUGCUACAAAGCCACUGACGAUAGAUCUACUAAAAUUUGUGAUGUAGAUAAAGAGAGGAAAUUGGAUUCAUACAUCUUUUCUCUAUCAAUUAAAUAUUAUGUUCAUCUCCAGUUGGCAUUAAGAAGGAGGUUAUUGCAUCUUCUAGAAACAAGACAGAAAGAGCAACACAAUGUGUCAAUGAAGCAAAAAGUAGAUAAUGCAAGAAUUGAAUCUCCUCCUUCUCCUAAUUUUACAAGCCUUUCUAGGAUUUUAAGUAUUCAAGACAGAGCUGCUGAAGACGCAAGUGUUGAGGAUUUGACCAUUAGCACUGACAGCAAUACAACUGGAGCUGUUGCUCCUAAUCCUCCAACGCCCAAGCAAGAUCCUAGUUUAUACAUGAUAGAAGACGAGGAUCUAUCAGAAGCAGCUAGCAAACUUACAGAAACUGAUGUUGCUCAACUAUUAGAGAGAAUGGGAUUGCAUGAUAGUGCUGAGUUUGUUCAAACAUUUGGAAUCAGUGGAGAUAUAGUCUAUUCCCUUUUGACCAUGCCAUCGCCAGAUUUGAAAGAACUACAAAUACCCAAUAGAAUCUAUGAAUUGAGGUUCCAGAUUCAAUUUAAAAGACUUUUAGAGAAAAAGGAGCUGGAGCAUGUGUUUUCUUCUGAACUGUUAGCACAAUUUUUGAUGGAGAAUAAACGAUUUAGUCAAUUUGCAAAGGUCGUUCAAGAAAGUCAACUUGAUGGAGAAAUGCUGUUGCUUGCAAGUGAUGAUGUUUAUCGUGACCUUGGCAUUUCAUCACUCUAUCAAGUUUUACUUAAAAAAGAACUUCAAAAGAAAUUUGAGGAUUUUUAGAAUAACAAUAAUAAUUUUUAAUGGUUUUGUAAAAAUUAAUUCUGAUGCAGAAUCAGCAGGGGGAGUGGCUCAGGAGGGGCGUGAUGCAAUUGAGCAAUGGGUUGCUGUAUAUUCCAAUCUUCUGUACUCGAAGACAACUCAAUCAAAGCUUAUUUGAGAGUCAAAAGAUUUGUCGUUGUCCGGGGGCACUCUAUAUUUGAAAAUAACGUCUUAUCUGGUCUCCUUUACACUGAUGGUCAGCGUCUUUGCUAUGAAACUACUCGAUGUGGUGACAAAAGAGCAUGUUGCCUCUGCUGUCGGUACAGCAUUUCACUUUCAGCCAUAAAAGCAGUGAUUGUUACUGAAGAACUCCCAGAAGUACUCCUCUUACAUGGACAGGGAUGUGCCUUUAUGACUGGACCAUAUUUGCAGUUGACAACUGAGGAUGGGAUGAUUAUUGUUGCUGCUCAAGAAAUGGGCUCAUUCCCUCAAACUAUUAAUCACAUGAGAACAGAUAAGUCUAUUUCCCUAUAUCAAAGUUAAAUUUUUGUUGAUUUUUUAUUUGUUUAAUUUGUAAAUUCAUCAGUUGAACUAGAUAUGGAAUGUUUAAUGUAGCGAACAGCACAUGCACAUUAUUUUGGUUCAUCUUUUUUGCAAAGUGUAAAAUUAUGAGGUAUUCUAGUCUCACAUGGCCAGACUAGAGGUAUUCACAAUGGGUUAUGCCAUAUCUGUAUGCAAAGGGAUAUGCACAAUAAAUAUAAUGGUAGAUUCUUGGACUAGAUCUACUCUAUGAUGCACUAUACUAUAAUGGUAGAUUCUUGGACUAGAUCUACUCUAUGAACUAUACUAAUAAACAGUAGAUCCACAAGGACAUCAGUAAUUCAUGCAGACAAACAAACUCUAUUGCAUUACUCGUAGCAUGUGGGUGAAUCAAUUGAAUGAUUAUAUAUAUAGGAAGUUGUUAUUAGGAGUGUGCAGAAAACAAACACAUACAAAUCUAUACACCUUGCAGAUUAAGUAGAUUUAUGGCAAAGCCAAUUCAAUUUUUGCCUGUUAAUGCAAGUAACAAAAUUCUAGAUAUAAUACUCAAUAUUCUCUUGUACAUCAGUGUGUAGGAGCUAAGAAAACCUCUCCCUCUUUAAUGAUGUCUCGUGUGUGAAUUAAGAUAGGAAGACGAGGAGAUACGCACUGUCAACACAUCAUCUAAUACAUUUAGUUGCAACUUUAAUUAUAUUGUUUAAUACUUUACACAAUACAAUAGACAACCACUACCACUGAGUAUAUAAGAGAGAAAAGAACAGUAGAGCUGCACCAGUUGUUAUAUCAAUAGUGACAAGUCGUAUCAAUCAAGAAAGAACAAAAGAUUAAAAUGAAGCUCUUGACAUUGUCAGUUCUACUGAUGUUGGCAUGUGCUGCUUUUGGUAAAGCAGUUAAUGAGGUCCCAGUACAGGAGGAAGAUCAAACAGCUGUUGAGGAUUUUGAAUUGACUGGUGAGGAACAAACAGAAGAUGAUUCUAAUGCUGUCAUGGAGUCCGAUGCUGAGGUUGAAGGUCGUCGUCGUAAGCUAGUUUGCUGGCCAUACAAAUGCAAAAACAGCGUCUCAAAGAGGGUUUGCAAAUACAUCAAAAACACCUACCCAAAAGGUCACAAACUCCAUGGACGUAAUUUACUCCGUUGCUCUAUUGUCUACACAAGGAGCUGCCACCAGAUCUGCUACUAUAUUUACUAUUAUGGAUAAAUGGAAAGAUGAAGAUUUGGUUGACUGGAAAUAUUGAUACUAAUUAAGAACUUUUUGUAUUUUUUUGCUGCUGUAGUAUUUUCUUAAAAAAAAUUAAACAUAAAA
Molecule: messenger RNA, 13858 nt
Organism: Amphimedon queenslandica
Lineage: Eukaryota; Metazoa; Porifera; Demospongiae; Haplosclerida; Niphatidae
Exons: 53
Coding region: 1-12036 (4011 amino acids)
Molecular function (GO): ubiquitin-protein transferase activity; ATP hydrolysis activity
Source: RefSeq, a predicted model, not a curated record